AGGGUGUCUAGCCACAAUGCCGCUCGCUGACAUCGCCGAUGUGGAUAUCGACCCGAAAGGAGUUUUCAAGUACAUCCUGAUUCAAGUAACCGACAAUUCAACAAAGCAGCAGAAAUUUGUAGUCCGCGGAUAUUAUAGAUGCAGCUUUCAUGACGAUAUUCUUCAGGAGACGAAGAGUUCUGCACCAUCUGACUUAAAGCUGAAAUGUGUGGGCGGUGGUCGAAUCAAGCACGAUGAAAUUGGAAAAGAUAUUCUUGUGUAUGGAUAUUCGUAUGGCUAUGGACGAGCUGAUCAUCAAAUUGCUGUUGACAUUUUAAAGCAGAAAUACCCAGAUUAUAACAUUCAUUUCUCUAAUGACGGAUAUUGAAUCUCCAUGUUUGAGCAUAGUUUUGUAAUUAAUUUGUAUUAAAAUUGGUCGAAUAAAUUAUUACAUAAACG
Caenorhabditis elegans is the source of this 438-nucleotide messenger RNA. It is a transcript of the gene phip-1, whose product is annotated as Sex-regulated protein janus-B. The record is from RefSeq and is marked reviewed. Lineage: Eukaryota; Metazoa; Nematoda; Chromadorea; Rhabditida; Rhabditidae.